Patiria miniata (bat star) is the source of this 2681-nucleotide messenger RNA. RefSeq lists its product as uncharacterized. The transcript has 4 exons. The record is from RefSeq and is a predicted model, not a curated record. The coding region runs from base 589 to 1431 and encodes 280 amino acids. NCBI's taxonomy places the organism in Eukaryota, Metazoa, Echinodermata, Asteroidea, Valvatida, Asterinidae.
GAUGUGAUGGAUAAUGCGGUCGCAGUCCCGUCUGGUAAUACUUCAGCUGUCAUUUCAAUAUUUCGACUGCUGAUGAAGUAGUACGACUGACUGGAAAUAGCACAAGCAUUGACGAGACCGGAUGAAGGAAGACUAUCUCAUGAGGAUUGGUUAGGAGGAAUGAAAAUAUAGUACACGAGGCCGUUGCCUAUAACGUGCACAUGCAUAAGGACUACUGAAUACACUCUGAAGUGUCAGCUGAUGUUGUGUAGAAGUUUAGCCAUUGAUCUGCAAGUCGCGAUAUGUGCCGCACGAGAGAGUCAGUGUGAAAUGAACCGACUUCGCUUUACUCGUCUUUCUUCCCUUAUCCUCACAUGUUCAUGAUCGCGAAGGCCAAGCGAUUCAAGCAGACACCUUCACUAUACAAGAGUGUCUGCCUUGGGACAACAUCAGCAGACUCGUCCGUGUUCUUGGCGAGACGUGAAUGAUUUAACCAUGAAUUAGACAGAACGAUGGUGUGAGGUACAUGUAUGAAAUGCACGCGGGAAGACUCAAGAUGACGAGGCAUGAUGUAGCCUGACCACACAGCACGGAGGAGGCCAGUGAAUUAUGCGUCUGUCUCCGCUGAUGUUUAACAUUUUCCUUGCCAUAUUUUGUUCGCCAGCUAUCUCUGCAUACCGCAUAAUUUCUUUUGAGGAUUACUGCCCCCAGUCUGCAUGUACCAUCCUUGAGGACCAAUCUGGAGAGCUCCAAAUCACUUUCUCUCAGCUCACCUCAUUUCAACAAUGUGCAUUAGUGUUUUCCGCUGCUCACUACCACGAUCACGUCUUCCUCAGUCUGGUUCCCGAUCCACUGGAAUGUCAAGGCUUCAUUCUGCAUGUCUAUGACGGUAGGACAUAUGCCACCAAAUCAGAACUUAGUGUUGGCGGCAUAUGCACCAACGACAGUGACUCCGGUCCCAAGUUCCAGUACCGGUCUUUCAUGACAAGUGGACGGGAGUUCAGUAUUGUUCUGGAAAGGAAGAGGGGUGUGGCAAACUGGAGCAGUAGGGUGUCAUUUACGAUGUACUACAGGGCCUUCGUCCAGGAAAACAUCUUAAUUCAAGAUAUUUGCCAUAUGUGCCAUGAAAACAAGACGAGUGAAUUGGGUAUGGAUGUGUGUGAGGGCCUAUUGCCCAACUGUACGGGUAUUGCCCAAGUCAUCAAAGGCUCAUGCCUUGCUGCUGACGAUGACGCAAAGAGACGGAGUGCGCGAACGGAGGCAUUUGGCAUUUUGAUGUCGGGGGCUGUUAUCUUCACCAUUAUCUUUGUUGCUCUACACUGCGGUGGUGGGAAUCAUGCCGUCAAAGUCCGGGCCGUUGCACCUGUCGAACCUGGACGACACACUCAAACAUCCGCUAUCUUUGCUGCAAGAGGAGGUAGUGCGGGACGAAGUCCAAUCGCCCAUGUGUAGUUGCAGAUAUUCUUUGGUGCUUUAUUAUUUUCCGUCUGUUUAUAUUAUACAAACAACUAUGAUGCGAAGCAUUUUUACUUUUUCUUUCAAUGCCUUUUAAUAAAAUAGAUUAUGAUUGGUUUUGUAUUUUUGUAUGCGUCUACUUUUUAAAAGUACGUUGGCUUAUCCUCUUUUUCGGACGACUCGGAAAAUGACUAACGAUUUUGCGGUUAAGAAAACUCAGUGCAGUCAAUACAUGUAUGUAUAGCAUAUCGUAUAUAAGGCACAAAUCAUAUACGCAUCUUUGUACCCGCCCUUGUAUUGGUAAAAUCUGUAACAGCCUAUGCAAAAAACGCAUGGAUGUUAUUUUUAUAUUCGACACAUCAAUUGGUCUAUCAAUGCAGAGAACCUAGUGUCACUGUGACUCUGACAAAUAAUACAGGUCGACUUUCACUUGAACAAGUUGAUCCUUUUGAUCUGGGACUUUCAUGUGAUUUGGUAUUACCUGUUCAGCGAUCUACCAUUCUCAAGUCCCACUUCCAUUUUGUAAAGACAAAUAACAUAUUUAAGUUCCACAAACCUUAGUUAAUGUGCACUAUUGUGUAUUCUUGCGACGCAUUGCUGUGUGAGAUGUGUGCAAGUAUGAAUGUGUGCAAUUAUAAUUGAUCAAGCAAGGGGUGGGCCCCCUAUAUUACUAAAACCAAGGUAUAGUAACUAUGUAACGUCAUAAUGGUGGCACUUCGUACUGUGACGUUUCUGUGAAAACCAAACGGCUAAUUACCAUUUGCGUUUUCUUUUAUGCGAUAAUUUAUUGAAAGCAUUAUUAUAGGUCUUCCCGGCUAUUUAAAAACGUUUUUCAUUCCAAUUCUCCAAUUCACCAAUUUGCCCGAGAAGAAUUUCACAUGCUUUUGGCAAAAUCGAUUGAGUCAUCUAUCAUUCAAUUUCAAAGAUUGGUCAACCUAUUUAAGCACUGGGUCAAGAAUUUUCGUCAGUAGAGUUUGAAUACGUCUCAGCUAUUGCCGAAUGACAGCUGUUAGAGAUCGAAAUCGUCUUAUAUCAAUCACUUUAAUACUUGUGUUAAGUAAAUUAGUCUGUUGUAUUUUCCUUGUGUCCUCAAGCAUACUUCAGCACAUUCGUUCGCAUGAUAUUAUCAGACCAAGUCGAUCUCAGAGAACAUUUACCAAAAGAAAAGUGUAUACAUUAUCAAGAAAAAAAUUACUUUCGAAUUUAGAAACGAAUAAAAUAAUUCCAAAAACUACGAUGGCCCUUAA